Molecule: messenger RNA, 3162 nt
Organism: Prorocentrum cordatum
Lineage: Eukaryota; Dinophyceae; Prorocentrales; Prorocentraceae
Source: the annotation of a GenBank genome assembly
AUGAAGAGGUUCCCGAACAUUUGGAAUAACGAUGCGUUCACAAUUAGGGACAUGUUUGGCACUGACUUGGACGUGGCCCAACUGAAGAUAAUAUCGGAUGCCCUCUACACAAAGGACCCGAAGAAGACAGUGACGCUCAUUCGGGAGGGAGUCUUCGCGGUGGAUCGGGACCCCAGGAACGAUCGUGGUGACGAGGGCUCCAUCGACGAUAGGGCAGCGUCUGUGUGGAAGCACGGCAUCAUGGAGGUUCGGGCGCCGCCUACUCUCAUUGAGCCGCCAGAAGGAGAUGACACCGCAGUGGGGGAGCGCUUCAUGGCGCUGGACUGGGCCACCCUCAUUGAAGGGGCUAAGCAAUGCUAUGCCCGCCCUGACUUCAACACGAACAAAAUGUUGGUGGAGUCGCUCUCUAAGCCCAUAAUGGGCUGCAGGCUUCUCUUCAAGGACACGCCUGAUGCGGUGUGCAAGUUUUACGUCGACUACAAGAACGAGGUCAACACCGAGGCGACGGCGACGACCUAUUUACAGGUAUGCAGGUCCACUCGCGAUGUCGUGGCGCGCUACAAGGUGGAGAACCCUGGUGCGACUGUUGCUUCUGUGGGUGGCCAGAACAAGUACAACGUCGCUAGAUUUAAGGUUGCCGAGAAGAUCCACCCUGGUCGCUGGCCGAACCCCACGGCGCUGACCACUAUGAUCAGUUUCUUCGACGAGUCCAAGAAAUACACGGUCGACGCGGCCGCGAAGGUCAGCGUGUGGGAUGACUUCGUAUCUUUCUCCCAGAAGCGCGUCGAAUUCAAGCACCCUUUUGCCCAGCAGCAUUCCGAAGUGUUCGGCGUAGUGAAGCUAGUUUUCUCGAGGCUCAAGCAUGACCACCCCGACAUGAUCACGAGCGUGCUGGCAUUCGGGUUGCCCCUCAAAAAACGCGCGGGGGCUUCCGCGAUUUGUGAGGGCGUGGACCGCAUCAAGAUCACGGAUGACAUGAUGCUGCGCUUGUUGUCGAAGGUGGGUGCCGCAAAGAUUCUCCAGCAAGAUAGCCCUGAUACACCGCCAACUUCGAGCAGGGGUCGCGGCGAGAGCGGGGGCAGAGGCAGGGCCCGUGGCCGCAGCAGCAGGGGCAGGGGGCGAUCGGCAUCAAUUUCAGCUGGUAUCAGUGCUGUCCAGCAGCAGCAAGCAGUUCCCGACAUGGGCGCGCCCAGCUUCCAGUUCGACGCCGACGAGGCCGACUGCGACGCGCUUGACCAUUGGAAGCACACCGUUGACAGAUUGGUGAGUAUCGACAGCCGCCAGGAGGACGGCAUCCGCAGCAUGAUGUCCAUCGGCCUUUACAUGAUCAUGGCCAACACGACGUCAGUCGAGCUCCUAGUUGAUGGAAAGGUCAAGAAGGUUAAAGGUUGGACUGAGCUUGUUCGAUUGGCCAAACUCCACGUAUACAAGAUGGCCAAGUUGGCACCUCGCGUGUCAGACCCAGACUUGGUCGAUGGCGGCGACGCGGUGGACGGCAACAAGGCGAUCGCCGACCGCGGGUGGGACAUGGACCGCGCGUCUGAGUUCUUCGAGGCGGAGUCGGGCACUGCGUCCAAGAUCGUUGAGUUCCUCGCGGCGAACAUGGACGCGGCUACAGGAACUGCUGGCGACCUGCCCACAAAUCAGAAGGAGGCAACUGUGUAUUUCAUGACGGCCUCGGCCAAGUGCAUCGAGGACGCUGUCCCUGAUGCGUGGAUUCGCGUGGCCGUCGUUUUCGGAGAGAUCAAGACCGCCCUUGGAAGCAAGCUGAUCAUUCCGAGGAACAGCCCCUGGGAAAAAAUGUCCGAUGGAACUGAAGUCGCGUUGAAGUGCGUGAAGUUCGGCUCCCUCAUGCACGUGGCGACGUGCAUCGGGCACCAGUCGUGCAUCAUCUCGCCGCCGAGUGAUAGCCGAGAUGGCAAGCAACCUUUUCACGGCCCGCUGGUCCAGCCAUGGGCCCAGAGGGCGUCGGGCGCCAUCAGAGACUCCGUCGACACCAGCAAACUCGGCCACGCGAUUGGGAGUGCAAGCUUUUCGCAGCUGCCAGGCCCGAAGGUGACCCUCGAGCUGUUCGCCGACGGCCGCUCUUUCGUUGACAUCGCAAAAAUGUUCGGGCAAGUCGUCCAUUCGCUGUGCGACCACAUCCAGCUUCACGACGCCAACGGCUACGAGGCCUCGAAGGCGGAGCUCUUGAAGUCAUUGCACUCCGCGUCCCGAGAUGAGGCCAUCGCCAUCGUGAAGGCGACGCGCGGCUUGGACAACAUUGACCUCCCUGCCAACUUCAUCACGUUCAGGAACGACUUCGUUCGCAAGGCCGAAAAGCUUUACGAUGCCAGCCACCAGGAGAUCAUCUUGACUAGGGCACUGCUUGGACCUGAGUGCGGCGCUGUUGUGUUGGAGAAGUUGGCGGGCCACGUCGAGACGGAGAGGCAGCGGGCGGCGGCGGUUGCUGUCAAGGGCCCCGCCCAUGCAGCCAGCACAGCUGGCGGCGAUGGCAAAUGUCUGCCAGGAACACCCCCUCUUACGCUCAAAGCUUCGAUGCUGAAAGCGAUCGAUACGGAACUCAAGGACGCCGACGUUGCCAAGAACAUCGUGUGCGCGCACGCUCGGGAGAUCAUGGGGAAGCUGCAGGUCGCCAUCAAUGAGAACAUGACGAGCAUCCCUUACAAGGACGACAUGUACGACAAUAUCAGCAUCACCGUGGAGGAGAAGUCGACGAAGGGCGGUGCCAUGGCAAGUGUCGCUUUCGAGAGCGCGCCACCUCAGAAGUCCAACUCGGAGGUGAUGUAUUACUGGGGCAGGGUGGUGGACGACAGGGAUGUGAAGAAUCUGAAGAAAGAGCUCGCGAUGCCCCUCGGCAACGGGAUCGUCGGCUCAAAGGGCACGCGCGGCCCCGAGCUCUACCUCGACGGCACGAAGUUCAUGAACCACUUGAGGUCCGAUUUCUGCUGCCCCUGGCUCAUCGAGAUCCAGAUCACUGCCAAGGACCAUGCUGGCAUCCAGCGCACGUACCACUACACCAUUCCCUUCCUGAAGACGCUGGAAGACGUCACGCCCCUGAUGAAAUGCACCCGCAAGCGCAUGGCCGACUGGGACGACUCGAAGUUCUCCAAGGCUCCGCGGAAGGAUCCGCAGGUGCCCUUGAGCUUUCUAAUGAAAUAG